ACCUGCAGUUUUUGAUUUUUUAAUUUCCAGAUGUAUUUAGCCUUGUUUUAGGCGUUAAAGUCCCGAUGUACCCGUGCAGCCGCGGGCUUUUAACGCGAGGAAACAUGUGUGCUAUCCUUGAGCUAGCUUAAUGGAGCUGAGGGUUUAGCUUGGAGCUAGCUAGGGAAGCAGCGGUAGCAUCAGCCGCUGGCUCUCCUCCUCUGUCACUAUGGACGUUGUCAGUCGCUUCUGGUUGAUCUUCACUGAACACUACAUUUAAAACAAGUUAUAGCCAUUGUUGUGUGUGUUUAGGUAGGUACAUGACAGGCUUAGCCGGUGUGUCUGAUACCUGAUACUAAUGUUAGCUCCUACUCCAGGUGGAGGCUGUACGGACCUUCUACAUUGACUGAUUGUUUUAAUGCUGCACCGUGUAGACGAGCAGGUUACAGUUCACAGCUUAUUGCAACUUCUGGUUAACCCCUCUGUGGCUUGACUUAUCACCAAACAGCCAUGACUGCUUGGAUGUCUGCAGCAGGAGGAUGAGUGCUCGCUCGGAGGGGAGAGGAUGCGACCAUCUUUCACCGAACACUGUCCGGCUUCACAUAUCGAUUAGCUGACCAACAAUUCAACACACACACAAGCUACUGCCCCCCCGGCUUUAUCAACUAGUCUCAUCCAGCUCUUCUGUCCCAUGGCCGCUGUGAGUGGUGUCAACAUGCUGUCCCAGCUCGGAGACGUGGCACCGGCAGGUCCGGGAGCAGCGUCCGUUGCCAACACGUCGGUGUCCGCCACACCUACGCCAGGUACUGAUAGCCGGGGGUGCGAGAAUGGCGCCUUGAUGGACUCGUUUGGGAUUUUCUUGCAAGGACUUCUGGCUGUGAUGGCUUUCAGCACCCUGAUGUUGAAACGCUUCAGGGAGCCGAAACAUGAGCGGAGACCCUGGAGAAUCUGGUUCCUGGACACCUCAAAACAGGCCAUUGGGAUGCUGUUUAUCCACUUUGCUAAUGUCUAUUUGUCAGACCUGACGGAGGAGGAUCCUUGCUCUCUAUACCUCAUUAACUUCCUGUUAGAUGCCUCUCUGGGCAUGUUGCUGAUCUAUGCUGGGGUGAGAGCCGUCAGUGCUAUUGUAGAGUGGAGGCAGUGGGACUCUCUGCGUUUUGGUGAAUAUGGAGAGCCAGUGCAGUGCACAGCGUGGUUGGGCCAGUGUAUCCUCUACAUUCUCAUCAUGGUGUUUGAGAAAGUCCUUAUCAUGCUUGUCCUCCUCAUCCCCCAGUGGAAGAAGCUGGCUCUCCUCAACCCCAUAGAGAAUCCUGACCUGGAACUGGCCAUCGUCAUGCUCAUCGUUCCGUUCUUCAUCAACGCCCUCAUGUUCUGGGUGGUAGAUAAUUUCCUAAUGAAGAAGCACAGGACAAAAGCAAAGCUGGAGGAGAGAGAGGAGGACUCACGGGGGAACAGCAAGGUGCGCUACAGACGAGCUCUGUCCCAUGACGACUCAGAGUCAGAGAUCCUUUUCUCGGCAGACGAUGAAAUGGAUGAGUCCGAUGAAGACGAUGUUCGACGGCUCACUGGCCUGAAGACGGUGAAGAAGAAGAAGCUUCGCAUGGGGAUCCCUGUUUGACCUGUGUGCCUAGCUAAACUGCUGCGAUCGAAUUUCCUCCGGUAGCCGUUCACCUUGCAGGCCCGCAUAAAACGUUCCCCGCACCUCCACAGAUUCAGGGUCAGCCUGAGGAGUUGACACAGUCUUUCCAGACGUCAGAUGCCCUUUGAUGACGGAAGAAUAUACUGUAGUUGAAGUCCUUUUAUUGUUGACUCCUGGAGGACUUCUGCAAAAGUCUAACUUUGGAAUUCUUUUCACACACUGGGAGAUAUUUUUUACGGUUAACCAGGUACAUCGGAUCACUGUUGCAUCUUGACGUGGCGCUCCUGGGCUGAGUGUUGUGUUUUAAAAAAGAAAGGGGGGGGAAAAGGAUCCCACCAUGAACAAACAAAACAUUGUUAAAUCCUUCAUGUAUGCAUAAUAGGAAAACCGUAACACUGGUCUAAUACUGUUUGGACUCUAGUGGCAGUGUGAAUGGGGACUAUGGUCCUGGAUCAGGUUGGUCGGAUGAAUCUAAAUGGCCACAACAGAACCAAACAUCAUGCAAACAGAACUGUUCAAUGGGUUUGUUAAAUGUGGAAAUCUAACAUGUCCUCUAAAGUGAUUGUAUUCCUGAUGUAGAUUCCAUUUUAACUUUGUCCUUUCUGUUUUCUCAAAUAGAUGUACCAACAUGGCCUGUGACGUGUGUGCGUGUGUGCGUGUGUGCGUGUGUGCGUGUGUGUGUGUGCGUGUGCGUGUGUGUGUGUGUGUAAGAGGGUGUUUACAGACACACCUCUAAUUUAGAUGAGCAUCACGUCAGAGUGCUUGAAUCACUGUAUUGAUGCAACUCCGAACACUUUCCAGUUACACGCUUAACUACUACUACAUAUCUUGUUUGUACUGUUACUCAUGUUAAAGGGAGCACAUUUAUGCUUGCAGCAACCUUCCAUUUUUAUCUCCUGGCCUUUCAACUGUUACACUUGUAGGACUGCAAGUACCACAAUGCAACAUCCGUCUAAUAUCAGCUCAGCAUGUGUUGUCCGUCUUUAGACACAAGACAGCAAUAUCCGUUUGUUUGUGACCGUUCUUCUGAUGUGCUCUGAUCGUGUGUUCUUUGUCUUUGAGUGUCUUUUGUCUCAUUCUAAGGUGUCAGGUUGUUUUAUAUAGUUUUUGAGUGUUAUUUUUGGGCCAAAAAGGUGACUAUGCUUGUUCCAAAAGUGUUCUUUAUUCCUUAACUCCAACAGGGAGAGUAGAUAUGGGAACCAUCUCUUGCACAAUUUCCAAUUUAUCACAGCUUUCACCUUUCCUUUUUGUGUUUGUGUGAUUUUAAUUUGUUUUUGUUUUUGUUACAAUAAUGUGCCUGACAUUACCAGCAGGUGUUUUUCUUUUUUUUGGGGGGUUAGAUAUAUAUUUUUAGACUGUUUUAUCCAGAGCUCCAGAUGUUCAGGCAUGAAGCAGCAUUCAGCUGGCUCUGAUUUAAGAAUGUGACAUGCAUAGACCUCGAAACUGUUAAGUGACUGUGGACCAGACAGUUUGGAGAAAGGGGGUGUGUGUGUGUGUGUGUACGUGUGUGUGUGUGCGUGCGCAUGCCGUGUAUAUAUACAGUAUACCUGCAUGUACUGGCGUGUGCUGGAUGCAUGUGUUCAAGUGUGUGUUGUUGCCGUGACUGCUGGUCUUCUUUAAAGAAAAUGGAGAGUGACAUAUACUGUGACUGUGGCGAGUAUGGUGAUGGUUAUGAUUUCAUUUUGAUGUUUUUGGCUCAUUGGCAGGGAAUAAAUGACGUGCAUUUUAAAGGAGGAAGGUGCAGCAUCUUGCAGCAGUUAUUGUAACACUCAGUGCAGCCAGGGCAAAGAGGGCUUUAAGUAUUUAGCAAAGUGAAACUACUAGAUGAUGAUUAUAAUGGCAAGUGAUGGAGUUAAAUUAUCAUUCUAAAUGCUUUUCCAAUAAAGAACGUGAUACAUUAUCAUGAUAGCUGAUUAAUGUCUACUACAGCUUGUAUGAUAGUUAGAGAUUUGUCCCGUGUCAGUACACUAAAAACGUAGCAGCAUCCAAUUAACGCAGGAUAUCUUCGAGAGAUGGAGUAAGCACAAAUAAUUGUGCAUUGUGAUUCUUUACCACUAGCGAUUGACACACACACACACACACACACACACACACACACACACACACACACACACACACACACACAGAUUUGGUUAGAGGUGCAGUUGCCAUUAGAGCCAUCCGACCUUCAGUCAUGAAUGAUUCUAUGUCCAAAAAUAAAUCCAGCUGGUAACUUCUUACAAACAGUUAUGGGAAGACACACAUUUAGCGUCAGGCGUCAUUGUCCAACUUCAGAAGCUCUUAGAAAUACAUUACAUCCUGCCUCAUCAGCUGCAGUUAACACACACACACACACACACACACACACCAUGUAUUAUCACCCCUUGCCUGACAUAAUUAUAUAAUUUGUUGUUUUUCCUCCAUCCCCAGUAACACUAUUAUCAUGAUUUUGAAAGCCACUGGUGUAGCUUCAAGUACAGGUUGUAGUAGCUACUAUGGCCUGUCAUAGUUUCAGCUGCUGGAGGAGUUUGAGAGAGAAACUAAUUACCUUAAGCCUUCCACUUGUAAGGACCGUAUAAGGACCUACACAAAUGUGUAUUUUAUUGUGAGACAUGCAGUAAUGACAACUUU
This is a messenger RNA of Anoplopoma fimbria (sablefish), 4228 nucleotides long. It is a transcript of the gene stimate, whose product is annotated as STIM activating enhance. NCBI's taxonomy places the organism in Eukaryota, Metazoa, Chordata, Actinopteri, Perciformes, Anoplopomatidae. The coding region runs from base 671 to 1597 and encodes 308 amino acids. The transcript is spliced from 8 exons. Gene Ontology annotation, biological process: activation of store-operated calcium channel activity. The record is from RefSeq and is a predicted model, not a curated record. Gene Ontology annotation, molecular function: calcium channel regulator activity. Gene Ontology annotation, cellular component: membrane; cortical endoplasmic reticulum.